Messenger RNA from Dunckerocampus dactyliophorus (ringed pipefish), 5594 nucleotides. RefSeq names its product glucuronidase, beta (gene gusb). Gene Ontology annotation, biological process: carbohydrate metabolic process; glucuronoside catabolic process. The coding region runs from base 216 to 2147 and encodes 643 amino acids. Gene Ontology annotation, molecular function: carbohydrate binding; beta-glucuronidase activity. NCBI's taxonomy places the organism in Eukaryota, Metazoa, Chordata, Actinopteri, Syngnathiformes, Syngnathidae. The record is from RefSeq and is a predicted model, not a curated record. The transcript has 12 exons.
ACUUCCGGGUUGGCUUUCCACAAAUAGUGUAAAUCUAUGACAUAAAAAUUAAGCAGGUAUAAUUUAUCAUACUUACAGCGACGUUCGAGAUAAAAUGUUUGCGUUAACUAUAAGUACAACUAAAGACAUCAACAGCAGGAAACUGACGGGGCUAUUUUACUAAGACAACACUAAGAGAAACGUUACAUCCGGUUAGCGGAUUAAACAGCUCCAACAUGUUGAGACGGGCGAGACUGGCCGUGUUCAGGUUAAUGUGUUUUUGUGUGGUUGUGCGGGACGCUUUGUGCAUUCCGAGUUCAGGAAUGCUAUAUCCCCGCGAGUCUUCCUCCAGGGAGGUGAAGGAUCUGAGCGGGCUGUGGAGCUUCAGGGCCGACAAGUCCCCGAACAGGAACCAAGGAUUUGAGAGGGCUUGGUACAAACAUCGCCUUGCUGAGACGGGUCCGGUGCUCGACAUGCCCGUUCCUGCCAGCUUCAACGACAUUACUCAGGACGCCACACUGAGAGAUUUCAUUGGCUGGGUGUGGUACGAGAAAGAGGUGGUGGUGCCUGCCCGCUGGAUUGCAGACGAGGGAACGAGGGUUGUUCUCCGAGUGGGAAGUGCACAUUAUUAUUCAGUGGCGUGGGUGAAUGGGGUCAAAGUGACCGAGCACGAAGGCGGCCACCUUCCCUUUGAGGCAGAGAUCGGCGGUGUGCUCCGAGAUGACCCGACGACGCCCUGCAGGAUCACCAUCGCAGUCAACAACACUCUCACCCUGGAGACUCUUCCUCCAGGAACCAUCCAGUACUUGAAUGACACCACCAAGUAUCCUGAAGGGUUUUUUGUGCAAAACAUCAACUUUGAUUUCUUUAACUAUGCUGGGAUCCACCGUGCUGUCCUGCUGUACACCACCCCCAAGGCUCACGUGGACGACAUCACAGUGGUGACGGACUUCCUGGACAGCACAGGUUUAGUCAAAUACAAGGUGUCCGUCCAAAAUGCUGCUGGGGCCCCCCUGCAGGUCACGCUGACAGAUAAAGAUGCCCACACGGUGGCGUCCUCUACUGAGCCGUCCGGAGUGCUCAAAGUCACUGAUGUCAAACUCUGGUGGCCAUACUUGAUGCACGAGAACCCCGCUUACCUCUACUCUUUGGAGGUUCGCUUGAUGGCAGCGCACGAGGAUGUGUACACGUUACCAGUCGGCAUCCGCACCGUCACGGUCACCGGCACCCGCUUCCUCAUCAACAGCAAGCCCUUCUACUUCCACGGGGUCAACAAGCACGAGGACGCUGACAUUCGGGGUAAAGGCUUCGACUGGCCCCUGAUUGUCAAGGACUUCAACUUAAUGAAGUGGUUGGGGGCCAACUCCUUCCGCACCAGCCACUACCCGUACGCAGAGGAGAUCCUGCAGAUGUGUGACCGCCAUGGCAUCGUGGUCAUAGACGAGUGCCCGGGGGUGGGCAUCAAUGACAUUCGGAGUUUCGGCAACGCCUCCCUGGCCCAUCACCUGCAUGUCAUGGAUGAGCUCGUGCGUCGGGACAAGAACCAUCCUUCUGUGGUCAUGUGGUCGGUGGCCAACGAGCCGGCAUCGGAGAUGCCUCCUGCUGACCUUUACUUCAAGAGUUUAAUUGCGCACACGAAGACCUUGGACCCCACCCGACCCGUCACUUACGUCACCAACAGUAACUACGCCAGAGACAGGGGGGCUCGCUACGUGGACGUCAUCUGCGUCAACAGCUACUUCUCCUGGUACCACGACCCGGGCCACGUGGAGGUCAUCCCCAUCCAGCUCAACACGCAGUUCGAGAACUGGUACGGCGCGUACGGGAAGCCCAUCAUCCAGAGCGAAUACGGAGCGGACGCGGAGGCGGGCCUUCACAGCGACCCCCCCGUCAUGUUUAGCGAGGAGUACCAGAAGGUGGUCUUGGAGAGCUACCACCGCGUCUUCGACCAGAAGAGGAAGAAGUUCGUCAUCGGCGAACUCAUCUGGAACUUUGCUGACUUCAUGACCAAACAAGGCAUCACUCGUGUGGUGGGCAACAAGAAGGGUAUUUUCAGCAGGCACAGGCAACCCAAAGCGGCCGCUUUCACCCUGAAGGACCGAUACUGGAAGCUAGCAAACGAAACAGGGACGAUACCUUCUUGGACCAAAUACCCCUGCGUGCUCUGAGGCGCCGGUCCAACUCGCUACGUCGUCUUUUUUUAAAAAGUAUCGCAGCCAUCACAGAUCGGAUCAAUCUACGCUAAGAUUCUGAGUGCCUUAUCAAUGAAUGAAUGAAUGAAUGUGGUUGAUGACCAUGAAUGAAUGCUAGCUUCAAACACGAAAGAAAAGGAGCUAAGCUGCCAUCCCAUCUCAGCUUCAUCAAGCUUCAUCUUUGUGAGUUCCAUGAGUCCAACGUACGAUUGCACCGUUUCAAGACCAAUUAAAGUGACAAAUCUGACCUCCAAAUGUACGAGAUUUCACUUUUAUUCCUGGAAAGUGCUGUGAAAAACACUUAAAUGUUUCCAAUCAUCAAAGACGUGUAAAUAUUAGUACCACAAGUGCUAUAGUAUCCCUACAUCACGCCAUGUCUGUAUUUCCGUGUAGACGUGAGUCAGUUAGCUAAAAGAACAUGCUAACAGUUAGCACGCUAGCACUUAGCAAGAUAGCAGUAAGUACCAAGUGUCCACGAAGGUGUAACGUGCCCCCAGCUAAUAGUGUACAUAGUAUCAGUAUUAGUGACAUUCCCUAUUCCUGCUAAACACUAUUCCAUGAUAGCGACAAGGCUGUUACACGUUAUAUAUAUAUAUAUAUAAUAUCUUUUCACAGUGAUAUGUUUACUGUGGGGGCAGCGGUGGCGGCGGUGCCAAAAUAUGAAAAAAAAAAUCAGGCCGGCAUGUUCAAGUCACGGCGAGGAUAACGAUGCUGCACGUCAGCAUUCCGAUACACGCCCACACCGCCUCAUGCCUCAUGCCUCAUGCUGCUCUUUUCACUCUGUCAUCUGUCAACCAAUGACAGCCAAGACUUGCUGUAUGUCAAUAGAGGAUUUAUAGUCACUAGAUGGUAGAAUCCCCCCCCCCCCAAAAAAAACAAGAGUAAAAAUGGAAAGGUAAUUUCAGAAGAAUAAAGUAAAAAUAUAAAAUAACUUUGUCAUAUUAUGUGGAAAAAUAACAUCAUUUCGUAGUAUUAAGUGAAAAUAUUUGAAAAAGACAUGUUUUUAAAAAUCCUAAUCUUAGGAGAAACAAACAAAAGAUUGGAAAAGGAAGUUAACAUUAACAUCUACAUUUCAGGAAAAAGUGGCAAUUUUAUGAGAAUCGAUUAGUAAUUUUAUGAGAGAAAAUCUCAUUUUAGUAGAGAGUUACUUUUUUAAAAGUCAUAAUAUUAUGAAAGACAAAUUUGUCAUUUUUGGAAAAUAAGAAUAAAGUGAAAACAUGAAGAAAAAAUUUUUAACAAGAAAAAGUAAUUUUAUGUAGAAAAUGAUAUAUAUAUAACAUCAUUUUAGUAGCAUAAAGUUCAAAUAUUAAAGAAAAAGACAUUUAUUAAGAAUUAAAAAUUCUUAAUAUUAUAGAAACAAAAAAGAGAAAAUAGAAAUUGGGGGAAAAUUCAUGUUUUUAAAAUUUCUGGGCAAAUGAGUUACGUUACAAGAAUAAAGUCCACACAUUAAGAAAAAAAAGUGGCAAUUUUAUGAGAAUAAACUGGCAACAUUAUGAGAAAAAAAUUAUGUUAUUUUAGUAGCGCAGCAUUCAAAUAUUCAAGAAAAAAAUGCAUAUUUUGAAAGUUGUAAUAUAAUGAAAGCUAAGACAUUGGAAACAUCUGAGAUUUUGGGAAUAAAGUCACAAGUUUGUGAGAACAAAAGUUGUACAUUUCCGAGAAUAAAGUCGUAAAUUGGGGCAUUGCCUGAGACGGCUAUGAAAAUGGGGGACUUGUGUGACCUUUGACCUUGGGCAAAGGUCAUAUUCUGGCCUUUUUCCUCAUAAAUGUACAACUUCCUUCUAAAGCAACUGUGGAGCAUAAAGCUCAAAUAUGGAAGGAAAAAAAGAGUGUUUUUUUCAAAAGUGUUCAUGUGAUGAGAAACUACUACGAGUAUCAGUGUUGGGGCCACGUUGGAAAAAAAUCUGACAUUUCGAGAAUGAAGUUGAAAAUUUGUGAGAAAAAAAAGUGGGAAAGUGAUGACUUUCUCACAAAUUUACGACUGAAUUUAUGAUUUCUUUUCUUGUGACUUUAUUCUCGAAAAAACAUGUUGGGAUUUGGACAAUGAAGUCGUAUGUUUGAGAGUCAGGAAUUUCCCACUUUUUUUUCUAAAAAAUGUACGACUUUAUUCUUGAAAUCUCAAGAUGUUUUUUUUCGAGCAUAAAGUCACAAGAAAAGAGUCACAAAUUUGUGAGAAGGUCGUACAUUUCCCAGCUUUUUUCUCACAAAUGUACAACUUUGUUCUCGAAAUCUCAGGUUUCUUUGUCCCUUUGCCACUCGUGGUUAAGCCGUCAUAGUUUUUCAUAUUUCAGCUUUAGAUGCAUUUUUUCUUGAAUAUUUGAACGCGAUGCUCCCAAAAGGAGAUGAUUUUUUUCCUCAUAUCAGGAAUUUAUUCUCUUUUUUUCUCAAUAAAGUGAAACUAUGAUGGAAUAAAGUCAUCCUAAAACGUACAAAGAUGAUUUCAGUUGAAGUCUGUAUUUCUAUUCUAACAUCAGUGCUUUCAUUUUUCGUGUGUGACCCGUAGUGGAACAAGUGUGGACCCCCCAGCCGAGAGUGUUUGGUUGCAAUAAUUAGCACCAGGAGAGCCGCUUUGAGAGGAAAUGUUUUAAUGGUUGAUGGUUUCCACACUUUCCCUGCAUUCAACCCAAAAUACCCCCCACCGCCCCCAGAUGCACCCUCCUGCAAUCCAUGUAACACUCCCCCCCCCCAGUAAGAAAAUAGGGCUUUUGGUGAUACAGAAGCAAAGCCAGUAGAUUUUCAUCCACAACAAAACUGAAAUGCAAACGUGCGUCCCACCCCUCCCCUCCAUGUUUUUGUUGCUAAAAAUAAGCCAGAAUGCUAACAGUCCAUACGGCUAAUUCAUGAUGAAACAUGACAACGUAAGAUGAACAUUCAGGGAGGGGGUAAGUGGCCAUUGACAGACUGACAGGGAUUCCCGUUUGGUCUUUUUCUUUUUCCAAACUGCCAGCGUUCGGGUUUCCCGUCUUUGCCGUGAAACUGAAGGCACUUAAGUCGGCAUUGGCGGUGACGCGACUCACACGCCAGUUACCCUGGGGGGGGCCCGGCCCUCUCCACUCCCCUUAUGUGGACGCCCCAGGGACCGGCUGACUGAUGUUUAUCCAACAUCACGUGACCUUCAUUUCAAGCCUGAACAAUCCAGCAAACUCUUUUUUUUUCUUUUAUGGAUAAAAACACUUCUAGAACAAAUACCGUCUUUGACUCAACUUGCGAUCCCACUUGGACUUGUGACAUCAGUGACUCGGGACCUGACUGGAAAACACGUGAGAUUUCACGCGGGGUGUGUUGAGUAAAACGCGUCCCGUUGAAAGUAUUCAAGUAUUUUGGCCAAAAUGAAAUAAACAAGGAACAUCUGAGAUGAGGAUAAAGUGGCUCAUUUACCAGCAAAAACUGCUUUGUUUCCCUUCCAGGUUCCAGGUUCCAGGUGGG